CUCACACACUCUUCUUCUAAUUCACACGAUUCAACAGCCCCACAAUUCUCUCUGGGUCAGGUUCCUCAUAUUGUAUAUGAAAUUGAAGUGCACUGCAUGUGUUUGUAUGACACAAAACAGCUCUUUGCGUAUCAAUCAUGCAAUAAGAUUGGCGUCAAUUAUAAACCUGUAAACUUUUCAGCACCUUCCCAAGUCCACGGAGAAAAUGGGCAACAGUGAAAGGACUUGGUUCUAAAAGUGAAUUGAGUUUCAUCCAUUCUAAAUUUCACUUCUUUUUGUAUACACACUAUCUUAUUGCAAAGUACAAACCAACCCCAAAUCAUUUCUAUUUUCCAAGGGAGUUUAUUCAUUUUUCCCUUUCUGGAAUUUGCAUAAAAAAUGCAAGAGCUUCUAUGAUUGUUACACUUGUGUUUUUAGGUUGUUGGGUUCUCCUUCCUUUCUCAAAUCCUAGCUGUACCACUACCACCCACUGAAAAACCGGAUUAUAAAAAUCUCUCAGUGCUGAGAUUGGGAAAUUAUCUUAUUUUGCUGUUUUGGUUAUUUGAUAUUAAUAAUAUACCUGAUUGAUUACUUCCUUAUUUGUUGUUUUUGUUCUUAAUUUUAAAAUUUCUUCCUUUACUGGCUUUUCUAAAUCUGAGUAUUUAUGAAAUUGAAGAUUUCUCUCCUUUUGGGAUAACCUAUGAUUUUUGCCUUAUUUGUUAAGAGAAAUUUCACCUGGGUUUUCCAUUGAGAAGAAGGAAAAAAAAAAAAAAAACGCUUCUUUUCUUUGUACCUAUAUAAUAUAUUUCCUUUGGGGUAUUGGGAGAGUGAUGCCUGCUGGAAAAAAUGGCGAAUCUGGUUCCUGGGGUGCUUCUGAAGCUUCUGCAGCACAUGAACACGGAUGUGAAAGUUGGUGGGGAGCAUAGGUCAUCACUGUUACAAGUGGUGAGCAUUGUUCCGGCACUUGCAGGUGGUGAACUGUUCCCAAAUCAAGGUUUCUAUCUCAAGGUCUCAGAUUCCUCUCAUGCUACCUAUGUUUCUCUCCCUGAUGAACAUGAUGAUCUCAUUCUCAGCGACAAGAUUCAGUUGGGUCAGUUUGUUUUCGUUGAUCGGUUUGAGGCUGCUUCUCCUGUCCCCAUUCUUCGUGGGGUCAGGCCUGUUCCUGGGAGACACCCUUGUGUUGGAACCCCUGAAGACAUUGUUGCAACUCAUUCACUUGCCUUUCUUGAUAACGCUGGAAACAAAAAGAACAGUGUUUUUUCUUCUGGUGCCAAGGGCAUAGAGAGAUCAAAGUCUCCGAGGAAAGUGAUUGGCAAUCAUCCUGUUGCUGUUGGGGAGAAGGAGAAGAAAUCAAGAUCAAAUGGUAUUGCCAAGGAAGAAAAAUCGGAUAAGGCCAGUGCUGAUUUUGGUAGAAGUAAAUCUCUGUCUCAGGCGAGAAAGCCGGCACUCAAGGUUGAUGUGAAGAAGGAAUCUUUAUCCCGAUUGAAGUCUACCAAUUCGCGGUCGAUUCCUUCUUCCCCGAGUAGUGUCUAUUCAUUGCCUUGUUCUUUUGAAAAAUUUGCCAAUGGGGUCAGGCAGCAUCAGGCAAAGAUUACUGCUAAGGGAGUGGACAAGCUCACUGCUAAGGUGGGAGUUGUGGAGACAAGAGAGGCUGUCCGUGGUGGGGCUAGUCCUGGUGCCAAGAAAAUUUCAGUGGGAAAUCCAAUCAUAAAUUUGGUGCAGGGCAUUGAGAUGGGGUCUAAGGCUCUGCGUAAGAGCUGGGAAGGGAAUUUGGAGGUCAAGACUAGAGAGUCUUCCAAAAUCAGGGCUGCUACAAAGUUUGAUCCUAAGCCUGAAGUUCGUAGCUCAACUCCCAGGAGAAGCAUUUCAAGUGAAAAGUUGCCGUCUAAAGAGGAGGGCAGGAACCAAGCACCAACUAAACCCUCUAAAGAAGAACAUAAGAAUCAAAUGUCUAUAAAAAAAGCUACUGCUAAUGGAACUAUGGAGGAACAAGAAAAGUCAAGUAAGCAAAGAACUUCCAUUGGAAAAAAAUCAGCAGAAGUUUCUAACAACGGACUCCCUGGAAACUUGGUCAAAGUUUCUCUAAAUAGUAGAAAAGCGACAGAUGCAAGUGUUCAAUGGGCUUCACUCCCGUCAUCUAUUUCAAAACUUGGAAGGGAAGUAAUGAAGCAGAGAGAUGCGGCACAGAUGGCUGCAACUGAGGCUAUGCAAGAAGCUGCUGCUGCAGAGAGUUUGCUGCAAUGUCUAAGUAUGUAUUCGGAGCUAACUAAUUCUGCUAAGGAACAUAACCCACAGCCAGCUGUAGAGCGGUUUUUAACUCUUCAUGCUAGCCUGAAUAGUACCCUGAAGAUUGCGGAAUCCUUAUCUGAACCCAUUCCGGAUGGUUCAUCUCCAGAUUAUGAAAAGAGCAAAGUGGAAGAAGCACUAAAAGUAAAAUCAGAUAGACAAAAACACGCGGCUUCUUGGGUCCAGGCAGCCUUGGCCACCAAUCUGUCAUCCUUUGCUGUUUUUACAAGAGAACCUCAAUCAUCCAAGCUUCCAGCUUCAAGUAAUUCUCAAAGUCAAAAAACUGUAGUGGGAAGUCAACCCAUGUUAGUCCUUCACAAUUCAAGUGAAGAUGCCUCAUCAAAAGUUCAUGUAAAAACGCGUCUGACAGCUAAUUCCAGGCAUGCCUCACAAGGAACUCAUCGAAAACCAGGUGAUGGGUUAGCAAAUGGGCACAAGCAGCUAGUCCAACCGCUUCCAGAGUGGGUUAGAGGAAAUGGCCUCAAUGAGGUGGUUAAUUUGACUGGAAUGUUGCAAUUACAGUCCAGAGACUGGUUUUUGGGAUUUGUUGAGAGAUUCUUGGACACUGAUGGAGACACUAUCUUGUCAGAUAAUGGCCAAAUAGCAGGUAUGCUCACUCAACUAAAGAGUGUAAACGAUUGGUUAGAUGAGAUAGGGUCAAGCAAGGAUGAGGGGGAAUCAUGCCAGAUAUCAGCAGAGAUAACUGACAGAUUGAGGAAGAAGAUAUAUGAAUAUCUUCUUACACACGUUGAAUCUGCUGCUGCUGCACUCAGUGGAGGGUCACAAUCAUCACCUCAAAUCCAAACAACACAGAUUAAAGCCAAAAGGUGAAUGAGUACAUAGCUUAGCUUAAGGAUGCAUAAGUAGGGCGAAGUGGGACUAACCUUGGUCCCUAAAAGUGGUCCAAGAAGCUAUGUCCCCUAAGCAAAAUUCAUUUUUCUCUCUCUCUCUCUGGUCUGUUUGUACAUAAAUCCUACAUGGGAUUUGAGGUAUAGAUGGAAUACUAAUUAUUUGUCAGGGUAGGUGGCAAAUAUGAUUUGUGAGGAUAUUUUCUUUCUUUCAUUUUUCUAUAUAUUGUUCAGAUGAAAUUAUACAAAUUGAAACAAUGGAAGAUAU
Gastrolobium bilobum is the source of this 3381-nucleotide messenger RNA. RefSeq lists its product as uncharacterized. NCBI's taxonomy places the organism in Eukaryota, Viridiplantae, Streptophyta, Magnoliopsida, Fabales, Fabaceae. Bases 826 to 3096 code for a protein of 756 amino acids. The record is from RefSeq and is a predicted model, not a curated record. The transcript has 4 exons.